This is a messenger RNA of Aspergillus pseudotamarii, 2157 nucleotides long. Its product is annotated as Deuterolysin metalloprotease family-domain-containing protein. The coding region runs from base 151 to 1797 and encodes 548 amino acids. Lineage: Eukaryota; Fungi; Ascomycota; Eurotiomycetes; Eurotiales; Aspergillaceae. Gene Ontology annotation, biological process: proteolysis. The transcript is spliced from 3 exons. Gene Ontology annotation, molecular function: metalloendopeptidase activity. The record is from RefSeq and is a predicted model, not a curated record.
UGAAACGCGAGGAUGAGUUGAUUAUGUUUGUCAGGGUCAUACAAUGUAUAAAGCCAGGCCAGGUGCCACGUUCCCAGUGCCUUUUUCUUAUCCAAGCCAUUCAUUCCUUUCUUUCUUUUCUAAUCUUCUCCCUCCUUUCCUCCGUUCAGGAUGUCAUUCAUUCAACUCGUUCACUUCUUCGGUCUUUUGACCUUGGCUGCUGGCAAGCCGAUUCUUAUUCCGAGGCAGGCUUCGGGAGCGCCGCAGGGCGGUGCUAGCAACCUGAUUGAUGUUCAGCUACAGUCACUCGGAAACUCGACCAUCAAGGCUUUUAUCACUAAUAUUGCCGAUGAGAAUCUCCGCGUCGUCAAGAGGGGUGGUCUCCUCGACAACGAACUUCCUACUAAGAAAGUGGUUGUAUCUGGAUCGGGGGCCGACCCAACUUUCACUGGUGCCGAAGUAGACUACGUCAACACACAUUUGAAUGAUGACGCCUUCUUGGAGCUCGCCCCUAAGCAAACAAUCGAGUCCACCUUCGACAUCGCCGAUUCCCACAACCUGUCUCCCGGAGAGAAGUACUCCGCCAUCGCGGACGGCAUGCUCGAAUACACGAGGUUGGACAACACCAAGAAAUUCUUCGUCGUACCUUACACAUCCAACGCCAUCGAAUUCGAUGCUCCUGAGGACUCUGCCAACCGCCUUACGACCCGUGCCACCCUCGAAGCCUGUAGUGGCGAAUACAACCAGCUCAUGCAGGAUAACCUUGCGCAGGCCGCCAAGAUGGCUGAGGCCGCCGCUGCGGAUGCUCGUGACGGCAGCAGUGGAUUGUUCCAGAAAUUCUUCAAGUCCCAAGAUGAGGCUGAUAAGAAGGAGGUUGCGGAGCGCUUGGAGGCCAUUGCUAAGGAAGCAACAUCGAAGGGCACAUUGACCUACUACUGUCAGCCAUCGGCACAGGAUUCCUGCGGCGGCAACAUUGCGGCCAUUACGUACCCAACACUAAACCGUGUUGUCAACUGCCAAGCAUACUAUGAGACACAGCAGGUGGUGAACGAGUGUGGAUAUCUGGAUCAAGCAGCUAUCUCGCUCCAUGAGUUCUCGCAUGCUACUAGCGUUUAUGCGCCUGGCACUGAUGAUGUUGUGUAUGGGCUUGAUGGUGUGCUCCAAUUGAGCACGGCGCAGGCCAAGAACAACGCUGAUUCAUUUGCUUACUAUGCAAACAGUGUUUUCAACAACUGCAGUGCUGAUGGUAACCAGAAUGGAAACUCUGGUACGCAAAUCGGUUCCUCGAACAGUAAUGGGGGUGGCCUGAGCAUCCCUUGGGGACAAGGAACUGGUCAAGGAUAUGAGCAGGGAGCUAGCCAGGGAGCUAGCCAGGGAGCCGGUCAGCAAACCGGUGCCCCAACUGGAAUGGAGAAUGGAGGAGGCUUUACCAUUCCCUGGGGCCAAGGAAUUGGCCAAGGAAACGAACAGGAGGUUAAUCAGGGAGCCGGUCAACAGACCAACCAAGGCGCUAGCACUGGUAUCGGUGGUAUGGCUCCCUGGGGACAGCAAGCUGGCGCCGCAGAAGGCACUACACAACCCAACUCCAAAUGGCCUGCUGGCUUCGACAACCUUCCCUGGUCCUUCAACAACCCCAACCAAGGUGCCCAGUCCAAUGAUGCUCAGUUUUCCAACGACUGGCAGCCAGUUUCAAAUGACUAUCAGGAAGUUUCGGCUUCUCCGUCUGGUGCCUUCCCUAACGAUAUCUUCGGGGCCCCUGAGAGCUCGCAGGGUUUUGAACUUGGUGAAGGAAGCGGUUGGUUCAAGCGGGAUCAGUAGGUCAAACGAUGCACUGUCUGUCCGAUGAGAUAUGGUGACGAAGCAUAUCAACUGUGUAUUCAUCUGGGUAGUAACUACUAGAAAGACAAUUACAAUGAAACAAGCAUAGGGCAAGCUGUCAUCGAAACGCAAAUUCUUGAGGUACAGAAAACGGCGAAGCAGAAAACAGCAACCGAGCUAGUGCAAGGCGAACCGCCAUCAGAGUUGAGUUUCCAGAGAAACAGAAAACGGCCAAACAAAAAAACACUAUUUCUCAGAUUCCAUUGUAGAGUUGGCUUCCAGCGAGCAUAAAGUCUCCUUUGUGAGUAUCCUUCGGGUCCACGUGCUCUGCUUUGAUGUGGCGCGCGGUCAACGCAAAGC